CAACUGUCGAGACAGACACUACAGUUGGAUUGCGCGCUUAACGUUAAGCCAUACAAUACCAUCAGAGGAUCAACAGAUUACGUGUAAGGAUACGUAACAAACAGUCUUUCAGGGAUUAUCUAACUAAAGCUAUAUGCUAUAGUGUAUGGAUGAUUGUGUUGCAACGUUCAGUAUCGAGAAUGAACUGCUACUGACCACAUCAUUGUGUGGUGGAACUACAAUUUGUGGAUACUUAAUAAUACCAUAGCUACGAAUUGAUAUCUUAUGGUAACCAAACCGAAACCAUGAAAGGCAUGUCCUCGCCAGAAGGAAGGAAUCAUAGGCCGAUACUUACUAUUAACAUCGACAAAAACCCUCAGCAGAUCACCAAACCGAAAAAUACAUCUCCUCGGAAUAAGACUGCAAUAGUUGGGAUGUUCCCUCCUAUUGCUGAGGAGCAUCUUCUUCAAAAGUCCCAGCCGUCCUACCCGAUAUCGCCUAAAACAGUUAAACAAGAGACUAGCAAUGUAACAUUCAAACAGGAAAAUCAACCAACCUCACCUCUGGAGACGACUACAGGACGACGGUUAUCAGUAAGCAAUGGAGUGGGGUUAGUCCGAAACAUGGCGUCAUUAAAAUCGAUGGGGAAGGAUUUCAACUGUUCUUAAAGCUAAGAUGGCUUUUAAAAGUCGUAGCAAAAGACAGCCAGUUAAUCCUGUAGUGGAGGAAGAGGAGGAUUUGAUCAUAGAACUUCCAAAGGAACCUCGCUUCUCCACAACGAUGUCUCCGGAGGCGCAAUAUGCCAUUAUGAAAGGAUAUGAAGAUACGGUGUAUAAUUAUCUAUGUAAAGAAUACCCGGAGCAAAGGCCGUCCCUGCGAAGGAACAAAACACCCAUUUCAAAACUUGAUCAUCGAAACAGAGACGAAGCCCGGAACAUGCAAGACCACGAUUCCACCCGUGAACUAUCGACGAGAAAUGACUCAGAACGAGAGGAGAGUGAUUCUGCUUCUCAAAGUUCCUCUAUCGAUUCCCCUUUGUCAGGUUCAUCAUUUACAUUCCCUUCUCCUCAAUCGGCCAACAUGUCGAGACGAGCGUCCAUGCCAGUUACGGCCAUAAGCUUUAAGAAAUUUGGUCGGUCUGGGAGUCUUAGUACUUCGCCGUCCGUUUCUGUCGACUCGUCGUUAACUCGUACGAACAGUUUACCAAGUGUUAUCCCACGGGAAAAACAGUUGGUUUUGUCAUAUCGCCUCCAGAGAGCUAUGGAUAUAUUAGACACAGUCCGAGACGGUGUGGGCGAUAACUACACCUCCCCGAGAGUCCGAGCCAGUACCAACAAGAAUAUCAAGCCGGUCUUGGACUAUAACAAGUGGACCGGCGUCUGGGGUCGGGAAUUCAGCGAUCUUGGCAAAAUCAAAACAAAAUAAUCUCCGAUUAACUGAAAGGAUAAGAAAUGACGUCAUUUCUACACGGGGACAAUAGCUGUCAAGUCUGUCUACCGUGUUAAGGAAUAUACAUUGGACAAUAAACAUCAUUUACUGACGUAUGAAGGAGGGGAAUCCCAGGGCAAGCAUUAUAAUAUGGAAUGGAAAGCUUGAUUCGCAUAAACUGGUAGUGGACCGUAACAAUAUAUGUGGGAUUUAUGGGGCAUAUUGUCAUUUAUGCAUAUGUCGGAUAACCUCAUAUAUGGUUGUUUAAUAACAUGUAUAUACUAUUGAAGAGGCUUAAAUGGACGAAAUGAAAGACGAAAUCGAUACUUUGCUUGGCCGUACACUUAUUUUCUAAAUAUGUGCUUCCUGUGAUUGUGUUUCUAGUGCUUUAGUACCAAACUAAAAACAUUGUACUGUCUGCAAAUGUUACAACUCGGCCACUAAAUAGUGCACUUUUCUUUCGAGAGGUAAUGACUUGUAUAAUAAUAUUACAUGAUUUUUUUUAUCUUUGUAUUAUAUCCAAUUCGAUGGAAAUAAAAUCUGUACAUAUAAUCAUAGUAAGUUUUGUUUAAAACGGAUAAUUUGUAUAUAGUUUUUUUCAUCUUUUUUGUCUCCUCUGCAAUGUCACUUUAUUAGCACUGUUUCUUGUAAAUUAAACCAUAAAACAGCAUACUGUAGUUAUCGCCCACAACAGAUACACAGUUCUGUAAGUAAAGGUAAAAUAGAAGCGAAACCAUACACAAACUUUGGAAAGGUCAUCACGAGAUUCAAUCUAAUAUAUCGAAUUCCGUCAAAUGCUGCUUUCUAAGAAAAUUGGAGCUAAAUUAAUCGAAAUAAAACGAGGUCGGCUGAUUUACGUUAGAGAUUGUCCACUUACAAGUAAUCUAGUUAUUUUAAUGACGUUAUUUGACAAGGGAAAAUUUUCAGAUGAAAGUACAUUAUUAUAGGUCACUGGGAAAGUGAAUAUUGUAUUAUGGAGUUAUGAAGCAAUGUUAAUAAGAAUUAAAUAUAAAUGUUGUAUUUCGUCCUAUUCUUA
Molecule: messenger RNA, 2443 nt
Organism: Pecten maximus
Lineage: Eukaryota; Metazoa; Mollusca; Bivalvia; Pectinida; Pectinidae
Exons: 2
Coding region: 655-1404 (249 amino acids)
Source: RefSeq, a predicted model, not a curated record